AGCGUAGGAGUGGCGGACGGGCGUUGAGACAGGGCACCCUGACUGCUGCUUGCACGGGGCAGGAGCCAGCAGCCGUCUGUGCAAGUCCGCUGGUGGGGACGCAGGUGUCUGGGUUCACCCGCUCUGGCAGGCCCGGUUAGAAUGAGCAGCUCUGUGGAAGAACCCUCUGGUCUCUGUGUCCCUGUCUUGCUGGGGUGUGGAUGGUACCCAAGACCCAGCCUCCCACCAGUUGAAGAGUUCUGAGAAGCUUUUUGCCCUGAGGGCUCUCGCCUGGGGUGCGGACUGUGAUCCUGCCAUGGCGUUCCGGAGGACCGAGGGCAUGUCCAUGAUCCAGGCCCUGGCCAUGACGGUGGCUGAGAUCCCUGUGUUCCUGUACACAACGUUCGGGCAGUCUGCCUUCUCACAGCUGCGGCUGACACCAGGCCUGCGGAAGGUCCUCUUUGCUACAGCCCUGGGCACUGUGGCCUUGGCCCUGGCUGCCCACCAGCUGAAGAGGCGACGGCGGAGGAAGAAACAGGUGGGCCCUGAGAUGGGAGGUGAGCAUCUGGGCACUGUGCCCCUCCCCAUCCUCAUGGCCAGGAAGGUCCCAUCGGUAAAGAAAGGUUAUUCCAGCCGCAGGGUCCAGAGCCCCAGUAGCAAGAGCAAUGACACUCUGAGUGGCAUCUCCUCCAUCGAGCCCAGCAAGCGUUCUGGCUCCUCCCACAGCUUGGCCUCGAUGGUGGCCGUGAACUCAUCCAGCCCCACGGCCGCAUGCUCAGGACCAUGGGAGGCCAGAGGAAUGGAAGAGUCUAUGACUGCCAGUGAUGGCCAUGCCGAGAGCCUCUACAUACAAGGCAUGGAGCUGUUCGAGGAGGCUUUGCAGAAGUGGGAGCAGGCGCUGAGUGUGGGGCAGAGGGGCGACAGCUGCAGCACCCCCACACCUGGAGCUAGCCUCCGCAACCCGGAGAUUGCUUCAGAUGUACAGUCUGAGCCAGAGUCACAGCGCAAAGAGUUUGCUGAGAAGUUGGAGUCUCUGCUGCAUCGGGCCUACCACUUGCAGGAGGAGUUUGGGUCGACCUUCCCAUCGGACAGUGUGCUGCUGGACCUUGAGCGCACCCUCAUGCUGCCCCUGACAGAGGGCUCACUGCACCUGCGAGCGGACGAUGAGGACAGCCUGACCUCAGAGGAUUCCUUCUUCUCUGCCACAGAGCUCUUUGAGUCCCUGCAAGUAGGAGACUACCCGAUCCCACUCUCCAGGCCUGCUGCUGCCUAUGAGGAGGCCUUGCAGUUGGUUAAGGAGGGAAGGGUGCUGUGCCGGACACCCAGGACAGAGCUGCUGGGCUGCUACAGUGACCAGGACUUUCUAGCCAAGCUGCAUUGUGUGCGGCAGGCCUUUGAGGGCCUUCUAGAAGACAAGAACAACCAGCUUUUCUUCGGGGAUGUUGGCCGGCAGAUGGUGACAGGCCUGAUGACCAAGGCUGAGAAGAGCCCCAAAGGCUUCUUGGAAAGCUAUGAGGAGAUGCUGAGCUAUGCCUUGCGGCCCGAGACCUGGGCCACCACCCGGCUGGAGCUAGAGGGCCGAGGGGUGGUGUGCAUGAGCUUCUUUGACAUCGUGCUGGACUUCAUCCUCAUGGACGCCUUUGAGGACCUGGAGAAUCCACCCUCCUCAGUACUUGCUGUCCUGAGAAACCGCUGGCUGUCAGACAGCUUCAAGGAGACGGCCCUGGCCACUGCGUGCUGGUCGGUGCUGAAAGCCAAGAGGAGACUGCUGAUGGUGCCUGACGGCUUCAUCUCCCAUUUCUACUCCGUAUCGGAGCAUGUCAGCCCUGUCCUAGCCUUCGGCUUCCUCGGACCCAAGCCCCAGCUUGCUGAAGUUUGUGCUUUCUUCAAGCACCAGAUCGUGCAGUACCUGAGGGACAUGUUCGACCUGGACAAUGUGCGCUACACGUCCGUGCCAGCCCUGGCGGAGGACAUCCUGCAGCUGUCCCGGCGCCGCAGCGAGAUCCUGCUCGGCUACCUGGGCGCACCGCCGGCCAGCACUGUGGGCCUGAAUGGGGUGCUCCCCUGUGAGAAUGGACCUCCGGAGGAACUGCAGUAGUGGGGAGGGGGCACAGGUUUGGGGAGGGGCAGUUGCCCGGCUCUUGCCUGUGUGCCUCUCCUCUCUGUUGGCAUUGAAGGGUCUGCGCCUUGGUGAUUUAAGGGUGGUCAGUCCUGACCCUGCCUUCCUUUCCAUCAUUAGGGGCCUGUGGCAUAAGCGAGAUGGAGGCCCCCAGGGGCAUCAAGAGGCUGGACCAGUGGCCAUUGGGGACUGAGGGAGAGGAGGGUGGGAGAGAGAGAAGAGGAAGAGAGGAAGGUUUGGUGAAGAUCACUGAGACCUGUAACUGGAAGAACCUGUACUGGCUGGUUUCAGAAUCUGGGCAUCUGGCUGCCAUUGCCCACGGCCUCUUCACCUGCCACCACCCUAGAGAGAUUAGAUUACAGCUUCGCGUGGGAGGGUGGGGGCAUGGCGGUGGCCUAACCAAAGGUGGGACAGAGGGAAGCCUGCUUUCCUGUGGGCAGGAACUGGGCCUGUGACAAAUCUGUGUCCCAAGCCAGGACACUGUCCUCUGACAUUCUCUCACCCUGCCAAAGACUGUCAUUUCCCUUCCAAGCCCCUUGUCCCCACCCACCUCCCUCUUGGAGCUGGAGCUCUUAGGGAGUGGGGGUGUUGUGAGCUGCAGAAUCUGGCUAGAGGUUGCUUCUUCUGGGAGUUACUCAUGCUGCCAUCAGCGGACUCAGGAAUGAAGGAGCACAGGGACCACGCAGGACAGGGGCCAGUGAAAAGAGGUAGCACAGAGGAAGCUGAGCUUUGCCUUCAGCUCCAUGUGGACAGAUACUGUGGGCUGCUCGGCACUGAGCCCAUUCCCCACCACACUAGCCCUGCAGAGGGCCACCCAGCAUUUGUUUCCACGUCACUGGGCAUUCUGUGACUCUGAGAGUGGGGUGUUUUAUUUAUUGCCUUAACACUAUUAUUUUGAGGUUCUGUCCCUUCCCAGGUUGAGAGGCCUACAGGAGAAUAGAGUCCCCCUGGUUCUCCUUGGGGUGCAGGCUCCUCAGCCUUGGAUCCCUCUUCCUUGAAUGGCAGAAGGGAUCCUGAGAGAAUGAGGGAACACCACCUCCUAGACUAGAGGACCCCUUGCACUAACAUGGUUUUCGUUCCAAGCACACCUCUGGGAUGUGGCCCCACACACACUCACAGCCCCCCACCCACAUUCCUGUUUGUCUGCACUUAACCUACGUUGUGAAUGUAACCCUGGGCUGGGGUCCAGGAUGCAGUUUGCUCCCAGAGCACUCAGACGUGGUGUUUCUGUUUUGUUUACAUGUCCAUGCACUGCCUCUGUCAUUUGAUUUGUCGCCGCUUCCACCUUUUGUACGGUAGAGUGUGUACCCAUCAACUAUGAGUCAAUAAAAGGUUGGAAUGAUGCCCGUCACACACA
Messenger RNA from Erinaceus europaeus (western European hedgehog), 3455 nucleotides. It is a transcript of the gene MIGA2, whose product is annotated as mitoguardin 2. Gene Ontology annotation, biological process: mitochondrial fusion. Bases 296 to 2077 code for a protein of 593 amino acids. The record is from RefSeq and is a predicted model, not a curated record. The transcript has 16 exons. Lineage: Eukaryota; Metazoa; Chordata; Mammalia; Eulipotyphla; Erinaceidae.